Molecule: messenger RNA, 594 nt
Organism: Echinops telfairi (small Madagascar hedgehog)
Lineage: Eukaryota; Metazoa; Chordata; Mammalia; Afrosoricida; Tenrecidae
Product: olfactory receptor 13J1-like
Exons: 1
Biological process (GO): G protein-coupled receptor signaling pathway
Cellular component (GO): membrane
Molecular function (GO): olfactory receptor activity
Source: RefSeq, a predicted model, not a curated record
GCCAUCAUGGCCUACGAUCGCUACCUGGCCAUUUGCCGGCCUCUCCAGUACCCUGUGCUCAUGAGCCACCAGCUCUGCCUGCUGCUGGUAGGAGCCACAUGGGCCUUCUCCGUCCUCAAGUCAGUGACCGAGAUAGUCAUUGCCAUGAAGCUGUCUUUCUGUGGCCACCAUGUGAUCAGCCAUUUCAUGUGUGAGAUCCUGGCGGUGCUGAAGCUGGCAUGUGGUGACACAUCCAUCAGUGAGGCUCUCUUGCUGGCUGGCAGCACUCUGCUGCUGCCCAUGCCCCUGGCAUUCAUCUGCCUCUCCUACACUCUUAUCCUGGUCACCAUUAUAAGGAUGCCCUCAGCUGCAGGGCGCCACAAAGCCUUCUCCACGUGCUCGGCUCACCUGACCGUGGUGGUGCUCUUCUACGGUGCUGUCAUCUACAUGUACAUGACACCCAAGACCAAGCAGGCUCACAUUUCCGACGAGGUCUUCACGGUCCUCUAUGCCGUGGUGACACCCAUGCUCAACCCUGUCAUCUACAGCCUGCGGAACAAGGAGGUGAAGGAGGCUGCCAGGAAGGUGUUGACCAAGAACUGGACCUCCAGGUGA